Chanos chanos (milkfish) is the source of this 699-nucleotide messenger RNA. It is a transcript of the gene scn4bb, whose product is annotated as sodium channel, voltage-gated, type IV, beta b. Bases 1 to 699 code for a protein of 232 amino acids. Gene Ontology annotation, molecular function: transmembrane transporter binding; sodium channel regulator activity. The record is from RefSeq and is a predicted model, not a curated record. Gene Ontology annotation, biological process: cardiac muscle cell action potential involved in contraction; regulation of sodium ion transmembrane transporter activity; regulation of ventricular cardiac muscle cell membrane repolarization. Lineage: Eukaryota; Metazoa; Chordata; Actinopteri; Gonorynchiformes; Chanidae. Gene Ontology annotation, cellular component: voltage-gated sodium channel complex; plasma membrane. The transcript is spliced from 5 exons.
AUGGAGCCGCGGGGCAGAAGAGACGAGAACUGGAGAACGUUCUUCUCCGAGAGGGCCCCUACCUGGCUAGUCCUCGCCCUUCUCCUUAGUGUGUGUUAUGUUCAGGGACUGGAGAUGAACACAGGGAAGAUUCCGUUUGUGCAGGCCGUGAAUGGCAGUACCGUGCUCCUGCCCUGCACAUAUGCCAGCUGCAUCGGCAUAAAGAACCUCUACUUCAAAUGGGAGUUCAAAGACAACGGGACAAUGCGACUCGUGUGUGAUGCAGUGAUCCGCGCAGAGGGGGUGGAGCCUCACCCAAAGAUUUACAAAGACAGGGUGGAGUUUGUGGGUUCCAGUAAGCAGAACAACGUGUCCAUCCUGCUUUGGAAUGUAACGUUUGAGGACGCUGGCGAGUACAUCUGCUUCGGCAAAAACCCCAAAGAGAAGGGCAAAAAUCACAGUGCAACCUUCACGCUUAUCGUAGUAGACGAAUUGCGGGUUGUGGACAACACACUCACCAUCAUCAUUGCCUCCUCAGUGGGGGGGCUCAUCGCCCUCCUCAUGGCCUUCAUGCUCCUCAAGAACUUCACCCUUUUCAUCCUCGCCAAGAUUGAGGAGAAAAAUAAGGAGUGCCUUGUCUCGUCUUCAGGGAUUGAUAAUACUGAGAAUGGCCUGUCAGGAUCCAAAGUCACACCCAAAUCGACACCAAAGAAGGCAUGA